AUGGUUACCAUAUCUGACCUAAAAUGCGAUGGUGUUGGAGCCCCUAUACAGGUUAGAAUCCUUCACAAAUGGAAACAUGAUGUUUGUCGGUAUGAAACCUGGUACCUAGCUGUUGACAGAUUUGGUGCUAUCAAAGAUCAGAGAUUGUACAAAACAAGAUGGCCAGUCCUUAUCCUUCUUAUUCUUAUGGAUGACAGCGGUAACGAAAUCGCAAUCAACCUAUGGAAAGAAUGCAUUACCGUUCCAACAAAAUUCGAUCGCAGCCUACUUAUUCCACUCCCCGCUAUCACAGUGGUAGUUGUCACAAAUCUUAAACCCUCCGUUUCGGCCGGAAUGCUACGUCAUGGAUCAUCACAUGCGACUCAUAUAUAUGUGAAUCCACAAAUCCAAGAAACUACAUCCCUUAUAAACCUUUUUAGUGGUCCUAUGCGUCCACAGUCAGCACCUUCGGGAAUACCAACAACCUUGAAAGACAUCAAAUUGAAAAUGCGGUCGGAACUACUGAUAACAUGUCCGACAUGCAGAGAUCCAAUAUUUAAAAGAGGUCCACAUUGGUUUUGCAGUGCACACGCAACCAUUGAAAAAUCAUCACUAACGAAAGAAAUAAUGGAGAAAGUGAGCUGUCGUCCCAAGUAUGCAAACUAUCUUCAGAUGAAAGCCGUUCUCGCCACCAGCAUACACGACGGAGCAAAAGCAAUCCAAACCAUCUACAGCUUGAAGAGAGAGACUGAGUCGAUCAUUGAGAAGAUGAAAAUAGAGAUGAAAAAGAUUCCAGAAGACGAUCAGCCAUACAUGGACUAA
This is a messenger RNA of Lactuca saligna, 801 nucleotides long. NCBI's taxonomy places the organism in Eukaryota, Viridiplantae, Streptophyta, Magnoliopsida, Asterales, Asteraceae. The record is from the annotation of a GenBank genome assembly.